AUGGCAGGUGAACAGAACCCGGCCCGGGACUUGUCCUCUCUCAACUACUCCGCCAAACUUCUCGUCCGCCAAGAUAACUGCGUCGGCUGCAACUCGGGCGAGAAACUCAUAUGCCCUUCAUGCCCUAGCGGACAAUCAUGCGGCUUUACUACGCAAAGCUGCACCGAAUGCCCAAAAGCCUUUUGUCGAAGUGAUGGUUCUAGCGAUGCUGGCAACGGCGGCGGCAGCACCGGCGCGACCAAAGCCCAUGACGGCCCCAGUGCCGGUCCUAUCGCCGGCGGCGUUGUCGGUGCCAUUAUUGUCAUUGCCGUAGUCACCUACCUCGUUUGGCGAUUCCUCAUCAAGCCCAAGCGAGCCAGCCGUCUGGAUCACCGCGCAACCUCCAUCUACGAAGCCGACAGCACACCCGCGCAGGGUGUCGAGAAGAACGGUCAAGCCGGCCUCGGUCGCCGUGCCUCGACACACACGGUCCACUCGAUCGCCUCGACUGUCUUGACCCGCGCCUCCAACAUUAUCCAGAUUGCCUACAUUCCCGGGGUCACCAACCGCGCCACACCAACCUCGCCAGAUGUACUGGUCCCCCCCGUUCCUCCCAUUCCCGUCAACCACGCCGAAUCACCCAACGGCUCCGAGCACUUCUUCGUGCCUGGAAAUCUGCGCGACUCCACCUACUCUGGCUUCUCGGCUACAACGGAUAGAACCUCGUACGCUCCCCGCUCCAGCAUUGCCUCGACCAUCUACGGCAGACAGGCCGAGGUCCAGACGGCCUCGCACGCUGGUAUGCGCGCCAAGCCCACCGUUGUCAGUGUCAAGCCUGGCAUCAACACGCCGCCGGUUCCCGUCAUUGACAUGCAGCGAUUCGCACUGCCCACUCGCCCCGAGAGCACGGCCAGUACCUUUAGCGUCGGCGCAACCUACACGGCCACUCAAGGUCGCGCUCAGGUGGUUAAGGUCGGGGGACUCAAGAAGAUUGAUCUCGGCGCGAAGCAAGAGGUCAGCUCUCUGUCGGCCGUUUCGUCCAAUGAUUCGCUAGGCAGCAGCAAGGUGAGCUCCGAGGACAUUGGCACCAUCCACAUUGCCCAGGAGCCGGCGCCGCGCGGCACGAGUCCUUUUGCCGACCCUCCCAGCAACACAGGCAGGGCGGUGAAUCUGGCGGCGAUUACUGAAGAAAAGGGCGAUGUCGAGUCUAAAAGGACGAGCAAGACAGAUGGGCCCUUUGGUGACGAACAUGCUACGAAGGAAUAA
Messenger RNA from Cordyceps militaris CM01, 1245 nucleotides. Its product is annotated as Membrane anchor Opy2. NCBI's taxonomy places the organism in Eukaryota, Fungi, Ascomycota, Sordariomycetes, Hypocreales, Cordycipitaceae. The transcript is spliced from 2 exons. The record is from RefSeq and is a predicted model, not a curated record. Bases 1 to 1245 code for a protein of 414 amino acids.